Guillardia theta CCMP2712 is the source of this 523-nucleotide messenger RNA. RefSeq lists its product as hypothetical. The transcript has 5 exons. The record is from RefSeq and is a predicted model, not a curated record. The coding region runs from base 127 to 450 and encodes 107 amino acids. NCBI's taxonomy places the organism in Eukaryota, Cryptophyceae, Pyrenomonadales, Geminigeraceae.
GGGCAGCUCAACCAUUCUUAUUCCCUUGCGUAGAGAACGGCAAUCAUUGGAUCCUAAUCGUGGCAGAUGUUAACACAAAAAGAAUACACAUCGUCGACUCGCUUAGCACGGCCCUUGAGAGAGACCAUGGAACGUAUACCUAACCGGAUGGAAAGGCGAGAAGACGGCCAAGAACGCGCAGGCGAUCUACAGGCGACCCAGGCAUCUGAAGAUGCACGGCUACAGGAGAGAUUGGAAGACGAGCAGGAGCAAGGAGGACAAGGAUCAACGAAGCUCAUAGCCGCGACGGUCCUGCAACUUCAAUGGGCAACGGGGGCGGAGGAGCAAAUCCUACCAGCAGGCAGCAAACCACCCACGAAAUGUCAAUGGAUGCAGUCAAUUUGUGCUGAAACACAUCCUAGGAUACCGAGUGUUCAUGACGAAAGGUGCAGGGGAGGGGAGAAAGGGUAAGAGUGAUCUUCGCCUUGUGACGCUAGUACAUGCGGACCUUCUCCCUCGUCCCUCCCCCCUGCUCUGCCGCCGC